CAAAAACCCAAUCAGACAAGUGGCCGUAAUCUGACUCCCAGUGCACUGGGAGCUGUGGGGCAGGCAAUGAGAGCUGCACUCUGGCCAGGGAAGGCAUGAGUGGCAGACCUGAAGCAAGGCAGUGGGGUAAGUGUGGACCUUUGUGUAGAAGAGAGAGCAUCAUGGUGGCCUUCAAAGGGGUCUGGACUCAAGCUUUCUGGAAGGCAGUCACAGCGGAAUUUCUGGCCAUGCUUAUCUUUGUUCUCCUCAGCCUGGGAUCCACCAUCAACUGGGGUGGAACGGAAAAGCCCUUACCUGUCGACAUGGUUCUCAUCUCCCUUUGCUUUGGGCUCAGCAUUGCAACUAUGGUACAGUGCUUUGGCCACAUCAGCGGUGGCCACAUCAACCCUGCUGUGACAGUGGCCAUGGUGUGCACCAGGAAAAUUAGCAUCGCCAAGUCUGUCUUCUACGUCGCCGCGCAGUGCCUGGGCGCCAUCAUCGGAGCUGGGAUUCUCUACCUCGUCACACCUCCCAGUGUGGUGGGGGGCUUGGGGGUCACCACGGUUCAUGGAAGUCUUUCUGCUGGUCACGGUCUCCUGGUGGAGUUGAUAAUCACAUUUCAGCUGGUGUUUACUAUUUUUGCCAGCUGUGAUUCCAAACGGACUGAUGUCACUGGUUCAGUAGCUUUAGCAAUUGGAUUUUCUGUGGCAAUUGGACAUUUAUUUGCAAUCAAUUACACUGGUGCCAGCAUGAACCCUGCCCGAUCCUUUGGACCUGCGGUUAUCAUGGGAAAUUGGGAAAACCACUGGAUAUAUUGGGUUGGACCAAUAAUAGGAGCUGUCCUCGCCGGUGGCCUUUACGAGUAUGUCUUCUGUCCAGAUGUUGAACUCAAACGUCGUUUUAAAGAAGCCUUCAGCAAAGCUGCCCAGCAAACAAAAGGGAGUUACAUGGAAGUGGAGGACAACAGGAGUCAGGUAGAGACUGAUGACCUGAUCCUAAAACCUGGAGUGGUGCACGUGAUUGACAUUGACCGGGGAGAGGAGAAGAAGGGGAAAGACCCGUCCGGAGAGGUGUUGUCUUCAGUAUGACUAGAAGAUGGCACUGAAAGCAGACAAGAACACUUAGAACUGUCCUCAGAUUUCCUUCCACCCAUUAAGGAAACAGAUUUGUUAUAAAUUAGACAUGCACAGGGUCAUUGUUUCUUGCCUCAUUAUUCAGUCUAGACAAGAAAUGUUUCACUAUUCUACCAAGGAGGAAUGGAAGAAACCUAUUGUGAAUUCCAAAUCUAAAAAAAGAGGUCUUUUUAAAGUGUCCCCAGAGCAAAUAGGCAUCUAGUUUAUCUUGUUGCCAUUCAUUAAUUAUCAGUUUAAAAUGAGUAUCAAGAUUUGGUUAAGUCUUGCCUGACAGAACUUAUAGACAUACCUAUCAGCUUAUUCCUCCUCUACCAUGAAACCGGUAUUUGUCAAUCCUUGUUUGAGUGUUUUUUCCAGUAAGCCAAAACAAUGUGCCACAGAAUCGUGCACAUUCAACAGAGGAAAUAUAACAAGCUCUUUUGUGGGCAGCCCCCUCUUAAAAACUACCUCGGCAAAAGAAUAUUAACAAGGGUCAUUGCUAAUGAAUUAUUUCCAUUUAUAUUUCAAAUACCCAGCUUUCAACCUGAACUCUAAUUCAUAAUAUUCCUUCCUCUUCUUCAGUGCCCAGGGUAAUGUGGAAAGCCCAGAAAUUUGAAGAAUGUUCGGAAACCCUUUAUAUUUUUUAGUUCUAUCUGAUAAAAUAUCCAAAUCGUAAGAAAUACCUAUAAAGAUUCAGGACAAACAGACUCACAGAUCUUAUGGGAGUGGAGGAAAAAUUACCAUUAUAAAAAAAUCAUAAGGAAAGAGGCAAUCCAUAUUCUGGAAUCAAAGAGUUGAUCUGUUUUCAGUGCGCAUCCUCAAAUACACCACAUGAGGUUAACAAUCUAUGCUUUUAACUACUUAACCAUUUUGCUUAUAUUUUUUAAUUUAUUGGCAAAACUAGGGGUUUUGUUUGUGACUUUGGUCAUCUAUAUUUAAACAUUAGCUGAGAUUUCCUUUUGAUAACAAGAACAUAACUAGCUGAAUCCUGACUUUUUGUGAUUAAGCUCUGCUCACUCUGAAAGAUAAAAACUGGCUGUCCCUGUCCCCGUUUCUGCACUCUGUCACUUCUCAUGAGAUUUGGUGAUAAUCUUCACCGUGCCUGUGAUGAUAUUUUAAUGAAUUAAAAUGCACGAGAGACAAGGAAGGCCAUGGUUGCAGACUAAAGGGAGAAGGUAUCAGAACACUCUGCAUUCAAAGCUGACUAGAUGACCAAUCGUUUAUUUGUAGAGAUAUUGUACAUCGUAAUGAAAUACAUCUUUAAAGUAUUUUCAUUAC
Leopardus geoffroyi (Geoffroy's cat) is the source of this 2369-nucleotide messenger RNA. It is a transcript of the gene AQP4, whose product is annotated as aquaporin 4. The coding region runs from base 96 to 1067 and encodes 323 amino acids. The transcript is spliced from 5 exons. Gene Ontology annotation, cellular component: plasma membrane; basolateral plasma membrane. The record is from RefSeq and is a predicted model, not a curated record. Gene Ontology annotation, biological process: transmembrane transport. Gene Ontology annotation, molecular function: water channel activity. Lineage: Eukaryota; Metazoa; Chordata; Mammalia; Carnivora; Felidae.